AAACUUUCUCGGGAAAGUGAAACAAAACUUUACGUUAAGGUUCUUAUCCAUCAGGAUCUCUGCUUCUUUUCCAUACUAUUUACUGACCGUUAGCUCCACCAAGUCUAUUGCAAGAGCUCGACCAAGAGUAAUUGAAAUCACACACAUAUUACAUAUAUACAUACACACGCAUAUACAUACGCAUAUUUUGUGUGAAUUAGGGUUUGUGUAAGUUCUUAUCUGACAGAAAUGGAGGGAAUGGAUCACCUAGCUGAUGAAAGAAAGAGGACUCAAUUUGAUGUUCAAUCUAUGAAGAUCGUUUGGGCUGGUUCUCGCCAGGCAUUCGAAGUCUCUGAUCGCAUUUCCAAACUCGUCGCUAGCGAUCCGGCCUUCCGGAAGGAUGAGAGACCUAUGCUUGCGAGAAAGGAGUUGUUUAAGAACACUCUCAGAAAAGCGGCAUAUGCAUGGAAGCGGAUCAUCGAGCUUCGUCUUUCUGAAGAGGAAGCAGCCAAAUUAAGGUUUUUUGUUGAUGAACCUUCUUAUACGGAUCUUCAUUGGGGAAUGUUUGUACCUGCUAUAAAAGGACAAGGCACCGAGGAACAGCAAAAGAAAUGGUUGCCACUAGCAUACAAGAUGAAAAUAAUUGGCUGCUAUGCGCAAACUGAACUUGGUCAUGGCUCAAAUGUUCAAGGCCUUGAAACCACUGCAACAUUUGAUCCCAAAACGGAUGAGUUUAUAAUUCAUACCCCUACAUUGACUUCAAGCAAGUGGUGGCCUGGUGGACUUGGUAAAGUUUCCACACAUGCUGUUGUAUAUGCACGCCUUAUAACAGAUGGCCAAGAACAUGGAGUGCAUGGUUUUAUCGUCCAACUGCGGAAUUUAGAUGAUCACUCACCUCUUCCGGGCAUAACUAUUGGUGAUAUUGGAAUGAAAUUUGGAAAUGGUGCAUACAACACCAUGGACAAUGGGGUUUUAAAAUUCGAUCACAUACGUAUUCCAAGGAAUCAAAUGUUGAUGAGGGUUUCACAGAUUUCAAGAGAAGGGAAAAUUUCACAAUCUAAUGUUCCCCGCCAGCUAGUUUAUGGGACUAUGGUGUAUGUGCGACAAACAAUUGUAGCUGAUGCUUCAUGUGCUUUGUCGAAGGCAGUUUGUAUUGCCACGAGGUACAGUGCCGUUCGUAGGCAAUUUGGCUCUCAGAAUGGUGGGCCUGAGACCCAGGUGAUUGAUUACAAAACUCAGCAAAGUAGGCUCUUCCCUUUGCUGGCUUCUGCUUAUGCUUUCAGAUUUGUUGGUCAGUGGUUAAAUUGGCUAUAUAUGGAUGUGACCCAAAGAUUGCAAGCAAACGAUUUCUCGACAUUGCCUGAGGCUCAUGCAUGUACUGCAGGAUUGAAGUCUCUGACCACUUCUGCUACUGCUGAUGGGAUUGAAGAAUGCCGUAAAUUAUGUGGUGGGCAUGGUUACCUCUGUACCAGUGGGCUACCUGAAUUAUUUGCAGUAUAUGUUCCUGCCUGUACAUAUGAGGGGGAUAACAUUGUGCUUCUUCUACAGGUUGCAAGGUUUCUCAUGAAAACUGUUUCUCAGCUGGGAUCUGGAAAAAAGCCUGUUGGGACGACAGCUUAUAUGGGACAAGUGGAACAAUUGAUGCAACGUCACUGUGAUGUCCAAAAUGCUAAGGACUGGUUAAAGCCUAAUGUAAUACGGGAAGCAUUUGAGGCAAGGUCUGCGAGGAUGUCUGUUGCUUGUGCUCAAAAUCUAAGCAAGUUUGAUAAUCAGGAAGAAGGCUUUGCGGAACUCUCAGCUGAUUUAGUGGAGGCAGCAGUUGCUCAUUGUGAACUAAUUGUUGUUUCCAAGUUCAUAGAGAAGUUACAACAAGACAUUCCAGGAAAAGGGGUAAAACAACAGUUAGAGGUGCUCUGCAACAUCUAUGCCCUAUCCCUACUUCACAAGCAUCAGGGUGAUUUCCUCUCCACGGGCUGCGUCACUCCUAAGCAGGCUUCCUUGGCAAAUGAUCAGCUCAGAUCUUUGUAUUCCCAGGCUCGUCCAAACGCUAUUGCUCUUGUGGAUUCAUUUAACUACACUGACCACUUCCUCGGUUCGAUUCUCGGCCGGUACGACGGAAAUGUGUAUCCAAAAUUAUACGAGGCGGCGUGGAAAGAUCCUUUAAAUGACUCAGUUGUUCCUGAUGGCUACCAUGAAUAUAUCCGGCCUCUGCUGAAGCAGCAACUCCGAAGUGCUAAACUCUGAAAAAAACACUCCACCAUUGUUAUACUUUGUAAUGCUAAUAAAGUCACCCCUACAUGAUGAUGACUUCCAAAGUGAAGGUUGUUUGGACGUGGUAAAUUAAGCCGUUAUAUUGACAAUUUUAUCCGCAUGUCUUGUUAUAGUGAUUAGGUAAUUUAUGUUCUGAAACUCUUGCCGUCAGGCAGAUUUAAUCUGUUUAGACUUUAUUGUCUAUAUUUGGAUUUUCUGUCAUGCACUUGGAAUUAAUAAAUGAAAAGAUGUUAGUCUUAAUCUA
Messenger RNA from Cornus florida, 2494 nucleotides. Its product is annotated as peroxisomal acyl-coenzyme A oxidase 1-like. The coding region runs from base 229 to 2223 and encodes 664 amino acids. Gene Ontology annotation, cellular component: peroxisome. NCBI's taxonomy places the organism in Eukaryota, Viridiplantae, Streptophyta, Magnoliopsida, Cornales, Cornaceae. The record is from RefSeq and is a predicted model, not a curated record. The transcript is spliced from 14 exons. Gene Ontology annotation, molecular function: fatty acid binding; FAD binding; acyl-CoA oxidase activity. Gene Ontology annotation, biological process: fatty acid beta-oxidation using acyl-CoA oxidase; lipid homeostasis; long-chain fatty acid metabolic process.